Nanorana parkeri is the source of this 525-nucleotide messenger RNA. RefSeq names its product gamma-crystallin M2-like. Gene Ontology annotation, molecular function: structural constituent of eye lens. Bases 1 to 525 code for a protein of 174 amino acids. Gene Ontology annotation, biological process: lens development in camera-type eye; visual perception. NCBI's taxonomy places the organism in Eukaryota, Metazoa, Chordata, Amphibia, Anura, Dicroglossidae. The record is from RefSeq and is a predicted model, not a curated record. The transcript has 2 exons.
AUGCAGAUAUUCUUCUAUGAAGCCAAGAACUUCCAAGGCCAAUAUUAUGAGUGUACUGGUGACUGUCCUAACUUGAGCUCUUACUUGAAUCGAUGCAACUCUAUUCGAGUUGUGCAGGGAAGUUGUAUGAUUUAUGAACAGACCAACUACAAGGGCUAUCAGUACUUUAUAAAGCGAGGAGAGUAUCCACAUUUCUCUCAUUGGUUGGGUUUCAAUGAUUCCAUUAAAUCCUGCUUUGCAAUUCCACCAUACAAAGAAUCUUACAGGCUGAGGCUCUAUGAAAGAAAUAACUUUGGAGGUAAAAUGUUGGAGGCCAUGGAAGACUGUCCUUCGGUAUCUGAUCGAUUUAGUCAUCAUGACAUCCAGUCCUGCAAUGUGUUUGAUGGGUACUGGAUUUUCUAUGAGCUUUCCAACUACAAAGGGCGCCAAUACUACCUAAGACCAGGAGAAUAUAGAAGAUUUACUGACUGGGGUGCCCAGAAUGCCAGGGUUGGCUCCUUCAAGAAAAUUACUGAUUUUUUUUAA